Kluyveromyces marxianus DMKU3-1042 is the source of this 1149-nucleotide messenger RNA. It is a transcript of the gene BDH2, whose product is annotated as 2,3-butanediol dehydrogenase. Bases 1 to 1149 code for a protein of 382 amino acids. Gene Ontology annotation, biological process: butanediol biosynthetic process. The transcript has a single exon. Gene Ontology annotation, molecular function: (R,R)-butanediol dehydrogenase activity; zinc ion binding. The record is from RefSeq and is a predicted model, not a curated record. Gene Ontology annotation, cellular component: cytoplasm. NCBI's taxonomy places the organism in Eukaryota, Fungi, Ascomycota, Saccharomycetes, Saccharomycetales, Saccharomycetaceae.
AUGAGAGCUCUCGCUUACUAUGGGACUCAAACUGUCCGUUUCACGACCGACUUGCCGGAACCAAAAAUCGAAGAACCAGAUGAUGUCUUGAUAGAUGUGGAGUGGUGUGGUAUUUGUGGUACUGACCUACAUGAAGUUCUUGACGGUCCUAAUUUUUUUCCCGAAGAUGGGAAGACACAUGAAAUUAGCGGUAAAGGAUUACCACAAGCAAUAGGUCAUGAAAUUUCAGGUAUAGUCACCCAUGUUGGAGCUGACGUCAAGACAUUAAAACCUGGCGACCAUAUUGUCAUAGAGCCAACAGGAACAUGUCAAGAUAGGGAAAGAUAUAACACAAAGGGUAAAACUUGUGCGCCUUGUAAAAAGGGCAUUUAUAACGUCUGUGAAUAUCUCGGCUUAUGUGGUGCUGGAGUACAAUCUGGGGGAUGUGCCGAAAAGGUUGUUAUUGGUGAAAAGCACUGUUUCAAAAUUCCAAAAUGGAUUCCCUUGGACGUUGCGGCAUUAAUUCAGCCGUUGGCAGUCUGUUGGCACGCUGUGAAGCUAGCUAAAGUGAAAGCGGGGCAAACAGCUUUGAUUCUUGGCGGCGGCCCUAUUGGUCUCGGGAUGAUCUUAGCCCUUAAAAACUAUGGCUGCACUGACAUAGUUGUGUCUGAGCCUGCGCACACAAGACAACAACUAGCUAGCAAAAUGGGAACUAGAACGUCAAAUCCGCUGGACUUCAAAAACAACGAUGAAAAUAUCAAAUACUUGAAAUCAUUGUCGGCCGAUGGUAGUGGUUUCGACUUUUGUUUCGACUGCUCUGGUAUUCCAGAUACUUUCGAAGCAGCUAUUCAGUGCCUCACCUUCAGAGGUACAGCGGUAAACGUAGCCAUUUGGGGGCAUAGAUCUGUUAAAUGCUACCCAAUGGAAUUGACAUUACAAGAAAAGAGAUACAUGGGUGCGAUGUGCUACACCACCGAAGAUUUUGCUGACGUUGUAGACUCGUUUUGUGAGGGAAGAAUAGACCCAAAAACAGCAGAGUGUAUGAUAACAAGCAAAGUCGUACUAGAGAACGGAAGAGCUGGUUUUAUGAAGUUGCUGCACGAUAAAGAAGGAACCAUUAAGGUUCUAAUUACUCCAAAGGAAAGCCUUGUUCGUGAACAAAACGAGUAA